Thermochaetoides thermophila DSM 1495 is the source of this 1734-nucleotide messenger RNA. RefSeq lists its product as uncharacterized. The record is from RefSeq and is a predicted model, not a curated record. Lineage: Eukaryota; Fungi; Ascomycota; Sordariomycetes; Sordariales; Chaetomiaceae. The coding region runs from base 1 to 1734 and encodes 577 amino acids. The transcript has 2 exons.
AUGGAGCGGGACGAUGCAGCUGUCACUAUUACCACGACAGACUACGAUUCAGAUGACCCAGAAGAGGUCGAUGAUGUCUUCGAGGGUGAGAACGUUACUGAGAAGCCUUCAAACCAGUCGGUCGAGCGAUCGAAGGAGAAGAAGCCGGGAAAGACAAAGAGCCCUAGACAGAAGAAGGCGUUUCAGGCUAAGCCUAACAUCACCAAGUGCACAUGCGGAGGCAAUGGAGCUGAGGGAGAUGCUGAAAAUGCUAAAGCUGAAAAGCCAAACGAGGAAAAGAAAGAGAAGGAGCAAGAAGAAGCUAGACGCAGGCAGUCUGUACCUGGGGCUACUCUAGAUUCCAACAAGAAGAAAGCUUCCCUCCGAAAGAGCCGACGGAGCUGGAGCCCUUAUAUCGAAGAGUAUCCUGAGGUCCCCAGGCCUACCAUUCGUCUGAAGGAGCACAAGAUUCAACGCACAGCCUCAAUGAUCGAAACAAAGUAUGAUGGAGAAACUAAGGACUCCUUGUCACCUUCCAAAACGAGAGGCAAGUCCUUAACGAAGAAGCGCCGGUCACGGCCACAUCGUCAGUCCUCCAAGGAGUCAUCAUCAUCUUCCCAGUCUUCACGUCACCAAAAGCAUCGGAAAAAGUCGCAUAAACACCGGCAAAACGAGCAACCUUCUGAUUCAGGCAUUGAUGGAGUUGACUUCGAUGUCGAUGAGCCAUGUCUGUCAUUGCCACAUUCGGCGCAGCAGGAGUUGAGCCCGGAUAUGUCCUCCAAUCUCGCCACUCGAGGUUCUUCAUCACCGAAGAAGCACAAAAAACGACACAAAUCACGGAAGACAAAGUCUAUGACAUUGUCUGUUCACAAUGAGCAGCAAGGAUACCAGCGGGCCAGUAAACAUUCGGUAGUCAACUCUGAGCGAGGAAAGUAUCGGUCACAAUCACGCCCCCGCCGCCGGACUAUGCUCGAUGCCCUUAGCAUCGUCACCUUAGACACCACACACCGAGAUGUUGUUGGUUCUGUCUGUGAUGUUUGGCGAGCACAACCAGAAGACUAUGAAUAUCCCGAAAGCGACUUUUCAGCUGCCGAGUCAGAUGAUGACGGGCCACGGAGCGUUAGGCUCUUGGGUGUGGAAGACUUGCCCCCUCGCCGCCAUAAGUCGUCUCCUUAUCUGCCUCCUCCAGACGGACACAGAGGUGACUUUGAUUUCCAAGCAUCAUGCCAACAGCCUCGCCCCCCCUCGACGAUCUUCACAAGAAACCCAACACCGACUCCUAUCGUCUCUUCUUACAAGGACGUCCCGACUAUCGAGUCCUGGGCUCUCACCAGAUAUAAACGUCCCACCGCCUCCUUCCUUAAGCUAGACGAACCGCAGUUUCUCAACAUGGAGCCCGAAUCCUUCGACCACGAUGACUACGAGCAUCACGAUUUUACUCGGUUUGGCCAGUGUCACUCGGUUGGGCUAAGGAAUUUUAGACUAGGUCCACCCGUCCCUACUCACAGACGUCACCGCGGACGCCCCAACACCUAUCCUCCGCCAGCGGGACCACAGCCGACGCCUCUUCGUCCUCCACAGACGUGGACAUAUCCACGGCACAGGGAGACGUCACCCGCUCCUGCCUUUUUUGCAGCGCGUCGGACACGCGAAUUCCUCGCACCAAAGCCCAGACGGGCAGCUGAGCGGUUUGACUUCAAUGCAUGGGGAUGCGAUCGUGCUUCCAAGAGCUCGUUGACGUUAGGGCUGUACUGA